Morchella importuna is the source of this 1164-nucleotide messenger RNA. RefSeq lists its product as uncharacterized. Bases 1 to 1164 code for a protein of 387 amino acids. The transcript is spliced from 5 exons. Lineage: Eukaryota; Fungi; Ascomycota; Pezizomycetes; Pezizales; Morchellaceae. Gene Ontology annotation, cellular component: nucleus; cytosol; glycerol-3-phosphate dehydrogenase (FAD) complex. Gene Ontology annotation, molecular function: protein homodimerization activity; glycerol-3-phosphate dehydrogenase [NAD(P)+] activity; NAD binding. The record is from RefSeq and is a predicted model, not a curated record. Gene Ontology annotation, biological process: glycerol-3-phosphate catabolic process; carbohydrate metabolic process.
AUGUUAACUACUCCUACUCAAAAACACAGGGUGACCGUCGUGGGGUCUGGGAAUUGGGGGAGUGCAAUUGCUAAAAUUGUAGCCGAAAAUACUAAAGCUAACCCUGAGCUUUUCCAUCCGGAGGUUAAGAUGUGGGUGUAUGAAGAGAAAUACCAACUGCCCUCAACUCAUCCUGCCUAUGAUCCAGCCAAACAUGCUGAGCCCGAAAAGCUCACAGCUUUAAUUAAUUCCCUUCACGAAAACGUCAAAUAUCUUCCUUCAAUCCCGCUACCCGAUAACAUUAUCGCAACACCAGAUAUUUGUGAUGCAGCCUCCGACGCAACUCUGUUGGUCUUCAACGUCCCUCAUCAAUUCGUAUCAAGCAUCUGUAACCAGCUUAACGGGACCUGCCUUCAAUAUGCCCGUGCGAUUUCAUGCAUUAAGGGGGUAGACGUGAGCCCCGAAGGUAUCUCACUAUUCUCAGAUACCAUUGGUAGGCGACUCGGUAUUUACUGCGGUGCGCUUUCCGGCGCAAACAUUGCGAACGAGGUUGCUGCUGAGAAGUUUUCUGAGACUACCAUCGCCUAUAACCCCCCGACAGGUCCAACUAAGGACUAUCCUAAUGGCCUUGAAGAGGUCCCGGGGGAACUACCAGCGGUCGACCAUACACUCUUCAAGACCCUCUUCCAUAGGCCCUACUUCCACGUGCGCGUUGUUUCCGAUGUAGCUGGUGUCUCCCUCGGCGGCGCGUUGAAGAAUAUUGUCGCAAUUGCUGCGGGCUUUGUUGACGGUCUCGGCUGGGGUGAUAACGCUAAAGCUGCUGUAAUGCGUGUUGGGCUUCUUGAAAUGCGUAAAUUUGGCAAGAUGUUCUUUUCUGAAAGCUGCAAAUCGGCCACCUUUACUGAGGAAUCAUGCGGUGUUGCGGAUUUGAUCACCUCGUGCAACGGUGGCCGAAACCACAAGUGUGCUAAACUCAGCAUUCAAAAGAAUAAACCCAUCGAAGAAAUCGAGGCCGAGGAACUGAACGGGCAAAAGUUGCAAGGGACUAGCACUGCAAGUGAGGUCAAUGAGUAUUUGAAACGUAGGGGACUUGAAGCUGAGUUCCCUCUAUUCACUGCUGUUCACCAAAUUCUCAAAGGUGAAAAGAAGGUCGAACACCUUCCUGAGUUGAUUGAGAGAGUGUAA